GGAUGACUCGAAAUCCCCAACUGUCUACAUAGAGGACCAGUCAACCGUAGGUGCAUACAUGGCUUUAUGUGUUGGUGUCUGGUCGGUGGUGGCAAACAGCCUCCCGCUAGCAGCCAUAGUCAAGUACGAACAGCUCCACACGCCUGUCUACAUCCUCAUGGCUAACCUGGCGGUAAGUGACGUCUUAGUAGGCAUACAAUUCGUAAUUCGGAGUAUUGCUCUGUUGGCCUACAAAAGUACGCAGUCUCUUCCGUCCAAUACCGCGGUACGCCUUUCCUCCACCUCAACCCUCGUUUUUGGCAUGUCCUCCGCCUACGGUCUGCUGGCCCUGACGGCUGAGCGCUACUGGUUCAUCGUACAUGGGAUGACCUACGUCAACAACGUCGACAACGGCAAGUGCAAGGUCGUGGUCUUGAUCGUCUGGGUGUGGUCAGUCCUGCUGGGGAUGCUACCCAACUUCGGCUGGCACUGCGCAAGUCCUACCGAGGAAGGAUGCAGCCCGACAGGAGGAGGAUUGCCUCACGGCUACAUAGUCCUCAUCCAGGCGUCCAUUGUCAUCGCCAUGGCGGGAAUCAUCCUUCUCAACACCGGUGUGUUCUGGUGCCUGUGGAAGCACAUGAACGCCAUCGCUGACCAACAAGCCGCAGUGGGCGCCGAGUCGGGUACAAGCAGAAGAUCCGCCAUCACAAUCGUCAUCAUCACUGCGAUGUUCCUGGUGGGAUGGCUACCAGCAAUCAUAAAAAUGGCCUAUCCUACUGAAGCCAGCAACAUCUAUGCUGUCUUCGUAAUCUUGAACUCGGCAAUCAAUCCUAUCAUCUACGGAUUUCGACUGUCGGAGGUUCGUCGUAGCGUUGUGCGGCUCUUCGCGAACUGUAGCGGAAACGGAAACUAACUUUUCUCUGACACUCCCUGGCUUUGACCUUAGACUCUCCUACAACUCUGUUUUGUGAAGCAGGCUUAGCUGAGAAUAAGUAAGAAAAAAUUUUAACCUCAAAGUGCCAGAGAAUAACAAGAAAGAGAAAUCCAUUUCCCUAUGUUAUGUUUUACUCUUGUGGGUUGUCAGGGACAUUUAGUGUUGCCAUUGGUCUGCUGUUGACAUGUAACGCUAUAGAAUGGUUGUGAUGAAGAGCGUAAUGAUGUAUUCAGUUCAUUGGACAGAUCCAGAUCAUUUAGACUCAAUUGUACUCUGACGGUAAGUCUGAAUAACGUAAGACUAAAAAUAUGCACAAAAGCAACCUAAGGUAAAAGCUUGCCAGGCCUGCUCGGCUUGAGUUACAUGUUUCUC
Molecule: messenger RNA, 1285 nt
Organism: Branchiostoma floridae (Florida lancelet)
Lineage: Eukaryota; Metazoa; Chordata; Leptocardii; Amphioxiformes; Branchiostomatidae
Product: G-protein coupled receptor 6-like
Exons: 1
Coding region: 59-892 (277 amino acids)
Biological process (GO): G protein-coupled receptor signaling pathway
Cellular component (GO): membrane
Molecular function (GO): G protein-coupled receptor activity
Source: RefSeq, a predicted model, not a curated record